Messenger RNA from Drosophila gunungcola (fruit fly), 919 nucleotides. RefSeq lists its product as uncharacterized. The record is from RefSeq and is a predicted model, not a curated record. Gene Ontology annotation, cellular component: membrane. The coding region runs from base 1 to 897 and encodes 298 amino acids. The transcript has 2 exons. Lineage: Eukaryota; Metazoa; Arthropoda; Insecta; Diptera; Drosophilidae.
AUGUACAUUUGUGAUUUACGGCAACGAAAAGUUGAUGUUUCCAAAUUUCAACCUUUAAGCGAACAAAUAAUGGUUACGAAAAUAAUUAAGGGUCUAAGACGGGAGAUUAGGCCCUGUGUUCUAAAGGUAAUGCCGUACUUCGUAAUGUCAUAUUACUUUAUGGAAGUGCUCUACUCACUGGUCAAUGGCCAUCUUGUGGGCCGAGAAAGAGCAAUCGUGAUGGACGUUAACGAUGUGUUUGGGUACAUCUAUACGAUCUUCGAUGUUCUGCUGACCAUGGUGGCAAUCUGCCUCAUCCUCGGCACUCGAAAGGAGACCAGUGGAGUGACCCUUUUGCUCAUCGGAAGAGUGAUCCAUCGAUUGUUCUUCUCCAUAUGGACCGUGUUCUUCUAUUUCCUCUUCAACGACAGCCUGGAUGUGGGCUGCCUACUCAUGCUGAUUGCCGCCAAAAUGAGAAUGCGAGAUCAGAAGGAGUGGCCACAUAUGGAUAAGUCAAACUAUGAGCUACUAUUGCUGGGUGGAAGAAUUUGCCUGUCCAGUUUGUUCAUUAUGUGGUUGGACGAGAGCGUGGAAACAGAAUUCUUCAGCAUCGUGUCCGUUGUUCUUUUGAGUUUGAUAAGCCUGGGCUUCCACUGCAAACUGUUCGCCUACCUGACCGUAAUCAGCUUGCUGUAUCACGAUGUUUUCAGCAACCAUUGGAGCAUGUUGUUUGGCUGGAACGACAAGCUCCUGUCGAUACAGUAUUUCUCCCUGCUGCUCUGCAAAAUCGGUGGAUUCCUGAUGCUUUCUGAGCUGGGCGGAGGCAAGUGGUCGAUUGACGGAUUCAGGAACAGCAAAGGCGAGAAACGGGAUAAGAAAGGCAACUACCGGAUCGUUAAGGGCCAGUUGCCGACGUAGUAAAUGCUAUCCAACAGAUUGA